This is a messenger RNA of Nilaparvata lugens (brown planthopper), 2130 nucleotides long. RefSeq names its product UPF0046 protein C25E10.12. NCBI's taxonomy places the organism in Eukaryota, Metazoa, Arthropoda, Insecta, Hemiptera, Delphacidae. The transcript has 4 exons. Bases 359 to 1051 code for a protein of 230 amino acids. The record is from RefSeq and is a predicted model, not a curated record.
CAAGAUUCUGAUGGCUUUGCACUUUGACGUUUGAUUUUUAGGUUAGAAUGCAAGAAAAUUUAAUCCAUUUCAAAACAAACAUUUUGCUUUAGCCUUUCUGCAUUUUUUUCUGCAAUUCAGCGCUAUUUAGUGGAUUAUAAUUGACUAAGCAACUUUCAUUUGAUUUCCGUUCAAGAAACAUGCAGAAUUUAUAAUAUUACCUUGUGCUACUUUCUUGGUGAAUCAUUUGAAAGUUAGUCACCGGUCAAGUCAAAUAACUGAAAAUAGAAAGACUUUUCCUAAUGAAAGAGUUUGUCCGUUUACUCCAGUAGAAGUGAUUAUAGUGAUGUUUUUCCAGAAGUACAAAUGAUGCAAGACGAUGUGCACGCAGGAAAUAAAAGUGCAUCCUCUCACCAAUGACCCGUGUGAAGUUUGGAUGGAAAUAUUUGAAUCUCAGACGUUUAUUAAUGUAGAGUUUGAAAUUCCAGAGGAAUGUGACAGAGGCAAGGUACGCAUUGUAUGCAUGAGUGAUACACACUCUAAGACUUCGAAAUUUCAUUUCAAUGAAAUACCUGACGGUGACAUUUUCAUACACGCUGGAGAUUUCACUUAUUAUGGCAGCGUUGAUGAAGUUAUCCAAUUCAACGAAUGGCUUGGUGAGAUCUUAAUAAAAAUUCAUAAUUCGUUAGUCAUUAUUUCGUCCAGGCAACCAGAAUACAGCCAGCUGGCGUUCAACCUGGCUCGCGGCGAGGCCUGCCUUAGCAAGUGGCGGCUGAUCCCGGCCGACACGGACAUCCUUGUGACGCACACCCCGCCACUGGGUCGCGGCGACCGCUGCCGCAGCGGGGUGCGGGCCGGCUGCUGCGAACUGCUCAACACUGUGCAGCAAAGGGUGCGGCCGCGCUACCAUGUGUUCGGCCACAUUCACGAAGGAUACGGGGUGACAUCAGACGGCCAUACAAUUUAUGUGAAUGCAUCAACCUGUAAUGUCAAAUAUGCAGCUGUCAAUCCUCCAAUAGUAUUCGAUGUACCGUUGCCACCUGGGUUCACAAAAGAUGGCAGUGUACUAUAAAGUGAUGUAAUGUAUUAAUGAUUAUUCUAUUGUAAUGAAUUGUAUUACACAACAUAACAUUUAAGCAGAGAUAUUAUGAGUAGAAUAUUAGACGUGAGUCUUUGAAAAUUGUAUAAUUUACUAAUAUGGUUUACCUGGAUGGAGUUUUUUGGUUACCUCACGGUAAGCUAGGCUGCCAAGGUUUAUAUCACUUGAAAAUUCGCAGUAGAUUAUAUCAUUAUUGGCAAUCAAUAUAUGACCAAACUUUCUUCACAUUAAUCUUUUACAUUAUUGUAAUUACGUUCAUGAACAUUGGACUUUAUGUAAUCUGAGGAGAGAUAUCUUAUUUUAUGACUUGAGUAUAUUAGAUGGCUGUGGUUAAAUGUGAGAUAAUUUUACAAAAUAUUUUAUUCUCUAAAGAUAGUUUUCAGAUCUAUUAUGAAGCACACACUCGAGAACGACAUGGUUAUUGUGAAUCUUUAUUAUGUUUGUUAUUAUAGAAGAGUAUACUUCCAUUGGGAGGUUCACGUGAUAACUACUAUUUUAUCAAUGUUUUUUCGUAAUUGGCACUAUACUACAUUGGCCUGUUUACAAUUUUUUUACUGGGGACAUAGCUCUCUUUUUAUUAUAAGGUAUAAUACCAGUGCAAUUUAAACUUUUCAUAUUUAAUUUUAUGUUAUAGAUUUAAGUAAAAGAGUAGUUGAAAUGUUCUAUACUGUGUUAUUUCACAGCUUUAUUUGACUUUUCUGCAUUAAAUUCGGUAUCUAAUACUGAUUUUCUUAAAUUUAGAAUACAUGUUUAUUAUUUAAAAUAUUAAUUAUAAAUGUAAAAUAUCAAUUUCACAGCUUUAUUUGAACUUUUCUGCAUUCAAUUCAGUAUCUAAUACUGAUUUCCUAUAAUGUAGAAUACAUGUUUAUUAUUAAUUCUAUGUACAUUUUAGCCUUCCAUAAUAUUUUUCACUGAUAUCGAGUGAAAUAUUACCAUGCUCCUGCCCGUAAGGUGGAAAUAUUUAUUGUUAAUCAAGUUACGGUAUCUAUGGUAUUAAAUGAUUGUUGUUAAAAGUAUAUUUUGUUGAUAUUAAAGAUGUUUAACGAAGUAAA